Periconia digitata is the source of this 3480-nucleotide messenger RNA. NCBI's taxonomy places the organism in Eukaryota, Fungi, Ascomycota, Dothideomycetes, Pleosporales, Periconiaceae. The record is from the annotation of a GenBank genome assembly.
CGACUGGCUCCACUUGGACUGUUCCUCGCCUCGCGUUUGUUCGGGCUAAUAGGCUAACCUGCCUGGAGGAUCGACGUCUCCUCCGAUCUAGGUACGCCUGUCCUUGCCAGCCAGCCAGCCGUCUGUUCUAUCUGUCUGUCUGCGUUGGCCGCCGACCUUUUUGACACACGACCACCUCAACCGCCUUUCCAUCCCGUUUUCCCUCGCUGAGUCUCCUCCCCUUCACCUCCGCCGGCGCAAGCAGUCGCUUUCCCCACCCCUCGUGCAUGCUCCUUUUGUAUGCUGCCUGCCGUCUCCGCCAUUACUCAUCCUGGGGGCCACUCCCGUUGAGCCAACCUCGCCGCGCCGACCAUUGAAGGAAGCAUGAGCAGCCUGGCGCUCCAGCAGGACCUGUUCUGGGACAACACGCCCGCGCGCCGUCUGCCAACCAAGUCCUCAGUCACACGAUACGAGGAUGUAACCAAACGCGACGAGCGCGAGCUCUCUCAGUUCGAGUCCAUCUUCACUACGUACCCGCCUGUCCUCGAUUCGCUCCUGUCCCAGAUAUCCACCACCUCCUUCCUCGACCUCUACCACACCUCCAAAUACCUCCGCGAUUUCCUCCGAAACUAUCCCAUCGCGUGGAAGACGCUCUCUUUCCGUCUACCGCAACCCGCCACAGCAGCCGUGGGCUCUCCCGGCAACGAGACCCCAGAACAUCGCGAACGCCAAUCCAAAGCCUACUCCUUCGACGCCCUGUUGAAGCAGAUUAUUGCACCAUAUGGUACGCGACUGACUAGCCUAGACCUCUGCAAUACUGCCGUGUCAGGUACAGCCCUGAGCGUCACUGUGCUCGGACCCCGAAGCAAGACACUGAAGCAUCUGUCGGUCCGAGGCUGCAAAAAUGUCUCCAUCAAGUACCACAUCGUACCGUUCUUGGAACCAUUUACUAUGGAAUAUAUGCCCGACUCGGCUAAAGAGCUCGCGUUGCGAAGCCUAUACCUCUACCGUUGCCGUCAUCACCGCCGACGCCCCUACCUACCAUCCUCCCUCAUUCGCCGCGACUCCGACACCGAUCCGACUCAUCAACUCAUAGAAAUUUGUCACAAGCUAGGGAUAUGGACAGACACUGCCUGGUGUCCGACUCCAGGAGGACGUUGUUACCGAAGGAAGGAUUACCAUGCAGGAAGAGCGGGCCCACAGAAUCUCGAAGUUUGGGUGCCAUUUGAUCGUCUGUGGAGAUCGGGAAAUCGCAUAGGGCCGGUUGAAGGCGCUAACAAAUUAGGUGAACAAGACGGCCGCUUGUGGGAGAUUGACGAGACCGGCCAAGACGGAGAGCCGCUUGGAACCGAGAAGGGCAUGUUCAAAGGCGAAGGGAAACAUGUACCCACCCACCUACGAAAGAGCCAUAGACAGUUUGUGGAAGACAUCAAGUGUACGCAGUGCAACGAUGUCAUUCUGGAGCGCUGUGAAUCAUGCAGCGUGCGCAUGCACUGCAUGGGAUGCCGUAAGACUCUAUGUGCGAGCUGCGCAUUCAACAGGCCCAUUCCGAGGAAGCGCCCAAAGACUCGGCAUUUUGCAAACCUCGCAUUCGGACUCGGAGCCUCACUGGGGACUAGCUUGAGCCAGGCCAGCGCGUCCUCAUCUUCGCUGCCAAACGGAAAUCGAGAUAUGCCGCAGCCAAAGGACCAGUUUUGGUGGGCCCCAGGAGCCUCUCGGUCGCCAAAUCUGAUGACCGAAGCCUCGCAGGAGGACGACUCCUCUGACUCCGAAGAAGGAGGAAUUGGCAACAAUGGUCUCCCUCUCCCACCCAACAAUCGCGAUCCCCCUCGACUCAACAUGCACUGGUGUUGCUUGGAACCGAUUUUCUCAGGUGGUGGUGGAAUAGCCGUCUUGGGAACUGGACUGGGAGGAAGGGGGGCCGACAAGAUACGCGCAGCACCUCUGCCUCGUUCCAAGCAAUUCGAAGAUCCGGAUUUUGCAAACCAACUCCGACCGGUGGAUUACAUUCGCGAGCUGAAGAACAACGGACUCUACGAAUAUGUCCUGGGUGAAGACGUCGACCUCCUGUCUUACCUGAAGCAAGACAGCUUGGAGCUUCAAGCGCAGACAUGCCCUCGCGGCUUGUGCAAUGAUUGCUACCGCAGUUUCAGAUGGAAGAUAACCUGCCGUUGCUGCAAGAACCCCAUUUGCAAAGAGCAUGACUUUAGGGCUCUGAAGUUUCGCAAAUGCGGCUACCGUGACAUGCGUACAGAGCAUGAACAUGUACGAACGCACAACGACCCUCCUCGUCUCGUCAUCCCCGAAUACAAUCCGAACCGAGUGCACGCGAAAGAAAUUGAUCGAACACCCACCGCUCCACCGGCUAUCCAAGGUCCUUCGUCGUCUUCAUCAUCAUUUAUCAAUGCUGAACUUGACGCAUCCGAUACCACACUAACAUCACAAUCCCAAGUUCUGAUUCCUCCUUUUGCACCAUCAUCUUCCGACAUGUCUGCGACUAACUCUAUCAAUUCCCAUACCUCUUCUGAUCCCUUCACGAAUGUGGAAUCGCUACCCUUCAUACCCGUCAGUUCGUCCCGACCACGCUCACUGAGCGUCUCUGGCGUUCGUAGCCGCAAUACUGUGUCUUGGCCAAGUUCACCUCGUGGCAUUCCCACCAAUUCGAUCACCAACCCACUUCCACUGCCCUGCAACGCACGUCAUCCUGUGCAAUGGGAGGGUUGUGGCGCAUAUUUCUGUCAAUAUCCCCGACCAGUGGGAGAUAACAGACCUCAAUGCCCGGCAAUCCUCAAGGAGUGCACCGAUUGUGCAGUACUUGUGUGCGAUCAAUGCACCGCUUCCAAUCCUGUUUGCACAUGUACAUAUUGCACCGUCAACUUUCACUGUCCGACGUGCGCUCGGAAAAGGGAUGUCAGGGCCAAGUGUCGUCUCGAAGCCGAACUAAAAGCCAAGCGAGAAGCCGAAGUGCGCGCGAGAGAAAAGAUGGAGAAGGAAAGAGAAAUCCGGGCCAGGGCGGAUGAGAUAGCAGGCCAGGUCAACGAGUUCUUCGCAUUCCUCCUCCCACAGAUCGAGGAGUACAUAGCAGAGACCCCAACCACGGAGCAGGGCGAGGACCUUGACCCAAGCCCCGAAUCAGAAGACAACAGCACCAAUCAAAUUCAUAGUCUGGAUGCCAUCACCGUUACCACGGCGUUUGGCGUCCACGAGGAACCUAACAACGUCACCACCAUCUCCGCGUCGGGACCCGCACACGCUGCUGCCAUCACCUCCACCGCCACCGCGAUUUCACAGCCAGAGUAUGCCUCUCUGCUCGACCUCAUGGACGAUGCGGUGCUCACUGAAGACGGAGAUGACAUAGUGGACGCGGAAGAUUCGCUACAUGACGAUGGCGACGAUGCGGAUAUCGACACGGAUGAUUUCGACGCUGAGAGCGCUGUCAUCGAUGAGUUUAUGGAUGAGGGGAUGCUUACGCCUACGACGUCGUCGUCGUUGCAUGCGUAA